AAAAAAGGAACUUCCGGUUAGAAUAAGAAAGGUGGAACAAGGGAUUCUUCUUCGGAAGGAAUAAAUUUUUACAGAGUGUGGAGGUAGCUGAUCUCCGUCCGUCCAUUAACAAUGUCAAAACGCCCAUCCUAYGCUCCUCCUCCUCCCCCUGCCCCAACAGCACAAAUGCCUUCCACCCCAGGGUUUGUGGGCUACAACCCUUACAGCCAUCUGGCCUACAACAACCUCCGACUGGGAGGGAGCUCCGGAGGCUCCAGCAGGAACUCCUCGGGCAUCACCGUCCCAAAGCCUCCCAAACCUCCAGACAAGCCGCUGAUGCCCUACAUGCGGUACAGCCGGAAGGUAAGCAGGAAGGUUUGGGACCAAGUGAAGGCAUCCAAUCCAGACUUGAAGCUGUGGGAGAUCGGUAAGAUCAUUGGAGGAAUGUGGAGGGACCUGACGGAUGAAGAGAAGCAGGACUACUUGAAUGAGUACGAAGCCGAGAAGAUAGAGUAUAAUGAUUCUUUGAAGGCAUACCAUAACUCACCUGCAUACCUGGCUUAUGUCAACGCCAAGAAUCGAGCUGAAGCAGCAAUGGAGGAGGAGAGCAGGCAGAGGCAGAGUCGUAUGGAUAAAGGAGAGCCCUACAUGAGCAUUCAGCCUGCUGAGGACCCUGAUGACUACGAUGAUGGUUUUUCAGUAAAGCACACAGCAGCUGCUCGCUUCCAGAGGAACCACAGACUCAUCAGCGACAUCCUCAGUGAGUUUGUUGUUCCUGAUGUCCGCUCUGUGGUAACAACAGCUCGUAUGCAAGUUCUCAAGAGACAAGUCCAGUCUCUAAUGGUGCACCAGAGGAAAUUGGAGGCAGAACUUCUACAGAUUGAAGAUCGCCAUCAAGAAAAGAAAAGGCGCUUCCUGGAGACAACGGACUCCUUUAACACUGAGCUAAAACGGUUGUGCAGUCAGAAGGUAGAGGUGGACAUGGAGAAGCUAGCAGCAGAGAUGGCUGCAGCUGAGGAGGCGGCGAGGCGACGUGUGGAGGAGAGGGAGCGCGAAGCGGCUGAGCAGGCAGAGAAAGCUGCGCAGCAACAACAAGACGCUGCUGGAAACAAAGCUUCAGAGCAGAGUAACGGUGCYGAUAAUAUCACUGCUAACACUUCAGGGACCAAAGAGGACGACAAGCCUACACCGAUGGAAAUGGAUGAAGCAUCAUCUGCAGAGACCCCCUCUGACCACCAGUCUGCUCCACCUCCCUCAAGCGAUCCUCCUCCUGGCUCUGAUAAAGCUGCCCCUCUUCCUGAGCCUCCCAGUGAGAGCAACACCCCMCUCAGCAGUGCCCUCAGUGACGACAACAGCAGCACAGCGCCCCCUACAGACGGCACCUGCGGAGCAGAAGCAGCGUCGGACUCCUCAUUGGGGCAUGAAGCGGCUAAUCCUGUGGGUGCACCAGCGCCCCCGGCCUCAGAGGCAUCGGCCCCCCCACCACCACCGUCACUCCUCCUCCCCAGCCAGAGCAGCCAGCAGUACGACCUGUGAGGGUGGAGGAGAAGUUGUUUCUGUGCAGCGYAGUGGUACAACCUGAACACCAGGGGGUGCUGCUGCUCAUGCUUCUCCUCCUCAGCUUAAUAAUUCAAAUAAAUACAGAGAAAAAAAUGUUGUGUAUAUUCACCUCUUUUUAUUUUUCUUUUGUUCUGAGGACCUUAAAUCAGCUCUGGUCAUUUUUUGUCAAAUCUGGUUUGCUGCUGAAAAACAUUCCUCUUGUCCUCCACGUUUCUAACUUGAAAUGCACAGAAUGACAUACGUUGUGGUUUUUAAAUCUUUUAGCUCCCUCUAGAGUAAAGCUUUCUGUAAGACCUAAGAAAUCUGACACAAACUGACUAGCAGUGAUGUUUCUGUGUCUAGUCACGUAAAACGAACAUAUAUUUUAAUGAAUUAUCAGUGUUCUGCAUGCUGAGUUACUAACCUCGCUACAGAACUGCAGCUGAGGAUAAAAUGUUUGUCUCCAGGGAGAUUUUAUUCUUUGGAUGUUAAGAAUUGUUUUUGUGUGUGUGUGAAAAUAAGUUUCUUUUUUUAAUUAUUCUUUUGUAGAAAAAAAUGCAUACUCUUUUAGUAUCUAGAGUUUCUCUACAUGUCAUUUUAUUAUUUUUUUUUUACAUUUCCUGCUGACACCUCAAGCAUUUAACUUCUAUCCCAAAAACUAACCUCACUGAUGUGUUUAAAGGAGUGAUUUCUUACCUGAAAUGGACAGUUUAGUAAUAUGUCUGUUUUACAACUGUCUUUAGUUUCAUCUGAUCUUAUCUACACAAAUAAAAAUGAAUUCAUAGUC
This is a messenger RNA of Austrofundulus limnaeus, 2305 nucleotides long. It is a transcript of the gene smarce1, whose product is annotated as SWI/SNF related BAF chromatin remodeling complex subunit E1. The record is from RefSeq and is a predicted model, not a curated record. Gene Ontology annotation, cellular component: SWI/SNF complex. Bases 112 to 1515 code for a protein of 467 amino acids. Gene Ontology annotation, molecular function: nuclear receptor binding; nucleosomal DNA binding. The transcript has 11 exons. Lineage: Eukaryota; Metazoa; Chordata; Actinopteri; Cyprinodontiformes; Rivulidae. Gene Ontology annotation, biological process: negative regulation of DNA-templated transcription.